Messenger RNA from Acanthisitta chloris (rifleman), 534 nucleotides. RefSeq names its product AhpC/TSA antioxidant enzyme domain containing 1 (gene PRXL2C). The record is from RefSeq and is a predicted model, not a curated record. The annotation marks the transcript as partial. Lineage: Eukaryota; Metazoa; Chordata; Aves; Passeriformes; Acanthisittidae. The transcript has 6 exons.
CACGCCCUGUACGGGCAGCAGAAAGCGAUCGUGGUGUUCGUGCGGAAUUUUUUGUGUUACACCUGUAAGGAGUAUGUAGAAGACCUGGCAAAAGUUCCCAAGGCAUUUUUACAAGAAGCAAAUGUGAGGCUUAUAGUUAUUGGACAGUCAUCUUAUCAUCACAUCAAGCCCUUUUGCAGUUUAACGGGGUAUACACAUGAAAUGUAUGUAGAUCCGCAAAGGGAAAUUUAUAAAACGCUUGGCAUGAAAAGAGGUGAAUGUAAUAGUGUAUCAGUGCAGAGCCCUCAUGUGAAAUCAAACGUACUUCUGGGAAGCAUUAGGAGUAUGUGGAGAGCAAUGACUGGCCCAGCUUUUGAUUUUCAAGGAGACCCUGCUCAACAGGGAGGAGCUUUGAUUAUAGGCCCAGGCAAUGAAGUUCAUUUUUUGCAUCUUGAUAAAAACAGGCUGGAUCAUGUUCCCAUUAAUACAGUCUUGCAGCUGGCAGGAGUUAAAACAGUGAAUUUCUCAAACAAACCCCCAAUUAUUGACAUAUGA